CGCCGCAUUCGACACACGCGAGAACUGCAGCGGACAAACGCGAUCGGUGCCGAUGAGGACGCCAGUGAUUCCGCAACACACAGCAGAGUGAAGGGAACUGAGCUGUAACUCAGCCACAUGUUUAAAUUAUCGCAUUGGACCAAUUUAUUCAGGAACUCGUUCUCUUUCAGGACGUCACUAGAAUACCCACACGACACCGGAAUGUUAGUAUGAAUCGUUUGUUCAAGGUCUGACUGGAAAGCUAGCGGAGCUCAACCGGCGAAUUGAAGCGGAUUCAGAAGAGCAGUUAGCUAGCUGUAGCCUGUUAGCUCUCCGUUAGCCCAGGAGCCGCUAACCCUUCCACUCACCCAGGCACCUGCACGCCUGUGAAACACAUAAUUAACCGGUAACAGUGUACACAGUGAGGCCUCGCCCUGACACUUACAGGUAUUUGUAUUUUUGAGUGCGGGAGUGACACACGAGGGAGGAGAGAACCGUGACAGGUCGAGGUUGGGACCAGCAGCGCUGUCCUCAAGUGGCCGUUCAACCAUGGACAACGCACACACAAAGACGGUGGAAGAAGUUUACAGCUUUUUUAACGUGAACGAGAGCACGGGCUUGAGUUUAGAGGAAGUGAAGAAACAACGGGAACGAUUCGGAGCAAACGAGCUGCCAGCUGAGGAGGGUAAAUCUCUAUGGGAACUAGUCAUUGAACAGUUUGAAGAUUUGCUCGUGAGGAUCCUUUUACUUGCUGCCUGCAUAUCUUUUGUACUGGCCUGGUUUGAGGAGGGAGAAGAGACCGUUACAGCCUUUGUGGAGCCUUUUGUUAUCCUACUUAUUCUCAUAGCAAAUGCCAUUGUAGGAGUCUGGCAGGAGCGAAAUGCAGAAAAUGCUAUUGAAGCUCUCAAGGAGUAUGAGCCAGAAAUGGGGAAGGUGUACCGCCAGGACAGGAAGAGUGUCCAGAGAAUCAAGGCCAGGGACAUUGUGCCUGGAGACAUUGUGGAAGUGGCAGUUGGUGAUAAAGUGCCUGCAGACAUCAGGCUGACUUCUAUCAAGUCAACCACACUGAGGGUGGACCAGUCCAUUCUCACAGGAGAGUCAGUGUCUGUGAUCAAACACACUGACCCAGUGCCUGACCCUCGGGCAGUCAACCAGGACAAGAAGAACAUGCUCUUCUCUGGCACCAACAUUGCAGCUGGUAAAGCUGUUGGUGUGGUGGUGGCCACAGCUGGAAACACAGAGAUCGGCAAAAUCCGAGACGAGAUGGCAGCAACAGAGCAGGAGCGCACACCUCUGCAGCAGAAGCUGGAUGAGUUUGGACAGCAGCUAUCCAAGGUGAUUACGCUGAUCUGCAUCGCUGUGUGGAUCAUUAACAUUGGACAUUUUAAUGAUCCUGUCCAUGGAGGCUCCUGGAUCAGAGGUGCUGUCUACUACUUCAAGAUUGCUGUGGCUCUUGCAGUUGCUGCCAUCCCUGAGGGUCUGCCUGCUGUCAUCACUACUUGCCUAGCUUUAGGAACACGGCGCAUGGCCAAGAAAAAUGCCAUUGUCCGCAGUCUGCCUUCUGUGGAGACCCUCGGCUGUACAUCUGUCAUCUGCUCUGACAAGACCGGCACCCUGACCACCAAUCAGAUGUCCGUGUGCAGGAUGUUCAUCCUGGAUCAAGCAGAUGGGGAGCGCUGCUCACUAAAAGAAUUCACUGUUUCUGGCUCCACCUAUGCCCCAGAUGGAGAAGUGUUCCAAGAUGGCAAAACAGUCAAGUGUUCCCAGUAUGACGCCCUGGUGGAGCUGGCCUCUAUCUGUGCCCUGUGCAAUGACUCCUCAUUGGACUAUAAUGAGGGUAAAGGUGUGUAUGAGAAGGUGGGAGAAGCCACAGAGACAGCUCUCACAUGCCUGGUUGAGAAGAUGAACGUGUUUGACACAGAUGUUAAAGGCCUGUCCAAGAUUGAGAGAGCCAACGCCUGCAAUUCAGUGAUCAAACAGCUGAUGAAGAAAGAGUUUACACUGGAGUUUUCCAGAGACAGGAAGUCCAUGUCUGUGUAUUGCACUCCCAAUAAGGCUCGCUCCUCUAUCGGCAAGAUGUUUGUAAAGGGUGCCCCCGAGGGAGUGAUUGACAGGUGCACACACAUCCGUGUAGGCAGUAACAAGGUGCCCUUGACGGCCGGCAUCAAAGAAAAGCUCAUGUCUGUGAUCAGGGAAUAUGGAACCGGUAGGGACACACUGCGCUGCCUCGCUCUGGCCACCAGAGACAGCCUCAUGAACAAAGACGACAUGGUGUUGGAGGACUCCAGCCGCUUUGUUGAGUAUGAGACUGAUCUGACAUUUGUCGGCUGUGUCGGCAUGCUGGAUCCUCCCAGAGCAGAGGUAGCAGCCUCUAUCAGACUCUGCCGACUUGCAGGCAUCCGAGUUAUUAUGAUCACUGGAGACAACAAGGGGACGGCCGUGGCUAUCUGCAGACGGAUUGGAAUCUUUGGAGAGGAGGACGAUGUUUCCAGCAUGGCAUACACUGGCCGAGAGUUCGAUGAUCUGUCACCUGCUGCUCAGAGAGACGCUGUGGUCAAAGCUCGCUGCUUUGCACGUGUGGAGCCUUCACACAAAUCUAAGAUUGUGGAGUUCCUGCAGUCCUAUGAUGAGAUCACAGCUAUGACUGGUGAUGGAGUGAACGACGCCCCCGCUCUGAAGAAAGCUGAAAUCGGUAUCGCCAUGGGCUCCGGCACAGCUGUGGCCAAAACUGCCUCUGAGAUGGUGCUCGCUGAUGACAACUUUUCCACCAUCGUAGCUGCCGUCGAGGAAGGCCGAGCCAUUUACAACAACAUGAAACAGUUCAUCAGAUACCUCAUCUCAUCAAAUGUGGGCGAAGUCGUCUGCAUCUUCUUGACUGCCGCUCUGGGAUUCCCUGAAGCCCUCAUCCCCGUUCAGCUGCUCUGGGUCAACCUGGUGACAGACGGUCUGCCCGCCACUGCUUUAGGCUUCAACCCACCAGACCUGGACAUCAUGAGCAAGCCACCUCGUAACGCCCGUGAGCCCCUCAUCUCAGGAUGGCUCUUCUUCAGAUACCUGGCCAUCGGAUGUUAUGUGGGUGCUGGCACUGUCGGUGCUGCUGCCUGGUGGUUUGUUGCAGCCGAGGAUGGUCCAAGGAUCACCUUCUACCAGCUGAGCCACUUCCUGCAGUGUGGUCCAGAGAAUCCAGACUUCCAGGAUCUAGACUGCAAGGUCUUCGAGUCCCCUUACCCCAUGACCAUGGCUCUGUCUGUGCUAGUCACCAUUGAGAUGUGCAAUGCCCUGAACAGCGUGUCAGAGAACCAGUCCCUGCUGAGGAUGCCUCCCUGGGAGAAUGUUUGGCUGCUGGGCGCCAUCUGCCUCUCCAUGUCCCUCCACUUCCUCAUCCUCUAUGUGGAGCCUCUGCCUAUCAUCUUCCAGAUCACCCCUCUAAACCUGACGCAGUGGCUGAUGGUGCUAAAGAUCUCCCUGCCUGUCAUUCUACUGGACGAGUUCCUCAAGUUCGCUGCCAGGAACUACCUGGAGCCGGGUAAAGAGCUGGAGAAGCCCGACGGCUCCAAAGGCUGCCGCCUGUCUGCAUGCAUGGAGGGCAUCUCCUGGCCCUUCGUGGCCGUCUCCCUCCCUCUGGUCCUCUGGAUCUACAGCACCGACACUAACAUGGCCGACAUGUUCUGGUCCUGACUGACUUGAGCACAACCUCAACUUUUUCCAUUCCUCCCCCCCCACCCCCUCCCAUCCCCACUCAUCCACCACUUUCACUUCCCUCCUCCCUCCCCCUCCUCCCUUUCUCCACCUUCCUACAUGUGCAUAGCUAGCGUGUGUGCGCGUUUGUAGAGUUAGUGUGUAGUUGUGGGUGCGUACCAUGUGUGUAUGAGAAGGACCAACUUUAAUACAUAAGACAUAACAAAUAAUAUAAAAAGUUAACAUUUAGAAGUCAGCUGGUUUGAGUUGGGAUAGGAUUUAAGAAUGAGGCUUGAAAAGAGAGUGUUAGAAGACCGUCACUCCUGUAGCUGUGGACUUAUUUUGCUGGUUUAAAGAAUGACUCUGUCGACAGACUUUUAUUUCUUCUUCACGUCAGCACUGCCUUUAAGGUUUCUAUUUUUAAUGAUUCUGAGGAUAUCACUCGUCUCAUGUCACUACAGUAACAACACCAACUUGUUCUGUUUAGCUCCCCCUCUUCAUGAACAGAAAAUUUAGAUACCUUUCCAUGAAUUGUUCUGUACAGCGAUUGAAUUUCAUGCAAUUUUUUUAUGGCUUUGUACAUUUUUUGACCAGCGUGGCUUAAACAUUCAGCCUUGAUUUAUUUUCUAAUGUUUACCAUUGUGUCUUCAGUAUAUACACUCAGAACUCUUACAGAGGGGACAGGCUCCGUGUGGAGGACGAGGACGGGGGAAAGGUUUGGCAGUGACUGAUUGAAUGCUCUUAAACUUAGAAAGGAAAAAGAAAAAAAAAAGUCCUGCAAAACGAAACAAAAAGCCGCAUGUCCUGUGACCAAGCAUGAAUUCUAUGUGGUUUCUCAUUUUAAUUUAAUUGUGUUUGUCCCUUCCAACCCCAUGUUUGAGUAUAAAUUAACUUCAUGGAUGUUUUUUUUACCAAAAUGAUUUGAGAAGAAGCCAGUUUUUCUGCACUGGGCAGAGCACAGCUACCUCAAUAUGAUAAAAGAUUUUUUGUUGUUUUUGCUCAUCUCUAGAUGCUUUUCCUAAACGGUCUUGCUAAAGCGCAACAUCUGAGGUGUGCCCCUAUUUGCUUGUGCAGAAAACAAAGAACGAAAUUUGCCUCCCCUCUAACAUUUUAAGGAUAUACUUUGUUUGUAUUGAUUUUUGACAUUCUUAACUUUAUUUUGUGUUUUGCUUUGGAGACUGAGUGGGAAUGACUUUUGUUAAUUACGUCUCCGUGGCGUUUGAUUCAAAGGAUGGUAAUAUUAAAGAUUAAAGAAGUAAGAAAAUACUAAUUAAGAACGUAUUCCAAUGAACUUGGAUUGCAAAUCCCAAAAUGUUGUUUUUUUACUCCAAGAAAAAAAAAAUACACUCAUAAACCCUUUGAAUCAAA
Molecule: messenger RNA, 5025 nt
Organism: Notolabrus celidotus (New Zealand spotty)
Lineage: Eukaryota; Metazoa; Chordata; Actinopteri; Labriformes; Labridae
Gene: atp2a2b
Product: ATPase sarcoplasmic/endoplasmic reticulum Ca2+ transporting 2b
Exons: 23
Coding region: 529-3657 (1042 amino acids)
Biological process (GO): intracellular calcium ion homeostasis; calcium ion transmembrane transport
Cellular component (GO): membrane
Molecular function (GO): P-type calcium transporter activity; ATP hydrolysis activity; ATP binding
Source: RefSeq, a predicted model, not a curated record